AUGCUAUUUGUAAUUAAAGUGCUAUACGGUUACGGCCCGGCCUAUACCAGACCCACACAACCCCAGCCCCUGUACUCAACCGAAUUGGCCGCGUCUGGCAUUUUCGGCCCACCGGUCGGUCAGGCCGUACCCGCCGGACACACACCGGUGCGCCGCCGGUACCGCUCAGCGUCAUCGCCACCAGACAUACACUACGGUAGAGACACACCACCCCUGCAGGUAAGCCCCGAGCAGUCAACCGGCGCCUAUCCUAUCCGGUCUGCCAUUCAGUACUGGGAAAAUCUAUCCACCAGUAGUGGUAGCGGUCGACAGUCGCCGUCCACACCGAACAUAUCGCCCAAACGGUCCCGACUGGACAGCCCUACUACGGCCGUAAAGGUGUCUGAGUUGCCACCGGUGCCCGUCCGGCGCCCAUUCACACCGCCAUCCGUGCCGUACGCUGAGCUCCGUAGCGUACGAGUGGCCAAUCCGGCCGAUCAGUUGGACAGGGCGUACGCUGAGGCCGAGGGUGGGGCCGAAGGUCCUGGCAGUUGGUCGGGUGAGUUGCACGAGCUGAGCCGUAGAGGACUGGACAUUGAUCUGGACGACGAGCUCGGGUCGGGCGAGUUUGGCACAGUCUACAGGGGCCGCUACAAUGAGCAAAUUGUAAACAUUGGAGGCAAAGGCCAGCGAUAUUUGUUGGGUGUAAAACCUGAUGAGAGGUUUGCGGCCAAAUCGGUACAGUUCUAUCCCUACAGCGAACUGUCCUUCCGGUUGGCCCACGAGGUGGAGAAAUGUGUGUUCAAAUCGCUUCGACACCCAAACAUUGUGUCCUAUCGGUUGGCCAUAAAUCUCGGUAAACACCGAGUGCUCAGUAGGAAAUCGGGCCAAUCAGAUGACGGCACAGAGGGUCCGACCGGUAGGGAUAUUAUUAGCUACGACCGGAUGUUCCUGAUCAUGGAGCUCAGCGAUCGUGGUUGUUUGCACGACUUUUGGCGUAGCAAUGAGUUUAAGGAGUUUGCCGCACCCCUGGCCAUCCUAUUCAUUCAGCAAUUGUGCUCCGCCAUGGCUCAUAUGCAAGACAUAGGGGUCGCCCAUCUGGACAUACAUACAGGCAAUGUGUUGGUAUUCAGCGGCGGCGCCGCCGGUCAGUACGCGGCCAAGUGGUCUGACUUUGGCACCGGUGUGUCCCGGGAUCUAUACCGGGGUUGGGGAGUGACUAUACCGGCCGAUCACAUGCACGCUAUAGAAUGGUAUAGAAAAUUAUUUACAAACAUCACUUUGCAAACUUUAUUUCGACACAAAAAUACCGUUCAUUUAAAUGUGAGAUUUAUUUGUGAAUUCAAUAAAUGCCACAAAAGUUUUAGUGAAAGACAAAGUUUAAAACGACACAAAAGUUGUGUUCAUUUGAAUGAAAGAAAAUUUAAAUGUAAUGAAGAAAAUUGUGGCAAAAUAUUUACAACAAAAUACAAUUUAAUUCAACACAAAAGCAUACAUUCGGGAGAAAAACCAUUUGUUUGUCAUUUUAAUGAUUGUAACAAAAGAUUUUACAGAAAAUCUUGUCUUAAAGAACACAUGAGAAGACAUUUGAAUUUAAAAAGCCAUAAAUGUAUUCAUAAUAACUGUAAUCAACGGUUUGUUACAUCGACUGAAUUGCAUCAACAUAUUAGGCACGGACAUAUUUAA
This is a messenger RNA of Medioppia subpectinata, 1665 nucleotides long. The record is from the annotation of a GenBank genome assembly. NCBI's taxonomy places the organism in Eukaryota, Metazoa, Arthropoda, Arachnida, Sarcoptiformes, Oppiidae.